Molecule: messenger RNA, 514 nt
Organism: Corylus avellana
Lineage: Eukaryota; Viridiplantae; Streptophyta; Magnoliopsida; Fagales; Betulaceae
Source: RefSeq, a predicted model, not a curated record
GUGUUGUUGGUGAUUCUUGUCGUUGAUUGUACUCGUAUGCUUUCGCUUAGAAAUUGGAAUAUAUCUCAGCUAUGUUGUGCAAUAGCUUUUGUGAUUGAUAGUAUUCCAGAUAGAAAUGGGGAUGUAUCUCAGUGCCCCCAAAACUGAAAAAGCAUCACAAGAUGGGGAGAAUGACAGACUUAGAUAUGGGUUGUCAUCAAUGCAAGGGUGGCGUGCAACCAUGGAAGAUGCUGAGAGAGAGCUAGAGCGAGAGAGAGAGAGAUCGACACAAGAGAGAGAGAGAGAGAGAGUGACGGACAAACGGAGAUUGACAGAUGAGACCGCGAGAGAGAGAGAUGUGAUUCAAAGUUGCAGACACAACCAUGUAUUUUCUCCCUCUAGUUGCAGAGGCAUAGCCAGUUGCCGAGCAAGGAAGAAAGAAGAGCUUCAGUUUUAAAAUGCUUACUUAAUCGGGCUGCUAUUGCUGGUUUGGGCGUAUCGGCUGUUAGUGAUGAUGAUGAUGAUGCUGAGCACA